AAAAAAAAAAAAACCCCAUCUUUAACGAAAGCUAUAGUUGGUGGUGAAUAUUUUAUCUCAAUUUGUGAUUUAGAUUCGAUUGUGCUCACCACCCUUUUUUUCUAUCUUUCUCUGAAACCUGAGAACAGAAUGAGCAGAAGAAGCUUCCGUUUCAGAUAUUAGAGAGAAGAGGGGGAAAAAAUGGUGGGGAUUUUCUCAAAGUUCUCAGGUGGGAGAAUUGGGCACAGGAGAACUCAGAGCGCAGUGGAUGCGAGGCAAACAUUGGCACAGAAUGUGGAGGUUUUGGAUCCAGCUCCAGUGCCUACAGCCCAUGUAAUUGAAACAACAGUUGAAUUUAAGCCGGUUGAGCACCCAACUGAGCCUACCGAUUGUGACCAACCAGUUAAGUGCCCGCUCCCAGAACCUUCGAUACUCAAUGACGGAAGAAUAUGGAAAGAACGGAUGUCAUCUGUCAGUGCUAGAUUCAGAGGCGACUUGCCCGUUGUGAAGGAAGGCCCACACCUUGAACCCGAAGCAGUAGCUGGAAGUGAUAAGCCUCGGCCAAGCCCAACGAAACGGGGAAUAUUGCCCUCGUUGAGUGCUCCAGAGCACGAUCUUAUCAAACUUCUCGAUGACUGUAAUGUGGCUCAAGAUCAUAGUUCUGGGUUCAGAAGUUAAGAGAUUAUCACACUUCUCAGGUACUCGAAUGUUUUACUUGUUUUCUGCGCAUGUAUUCUGGGUGUAAUCAGGUUAAUAUGUGGAUUCAUUUGUAUAAAGGAGAGCUUUGAUUAUCUUCAUCUAGAAGAAUGAUUGAGAAUUCGAAAAGUUGUGUGUGAAAUAUCUGUGCCUAUAUGUAUCGGGGUAGUUUCUCUGAAGGACGUGAGCUAUGAUUAUUGUGGA
Asparagus officinalis (garden asparagus) is the source of this 879-nucleotide messenger RNA. RefSeq lists its product as uncharacterized. The record is from RefSeq and is a predicted model, not a curated record. Bases 181 to 657 code for a protein of 158 amino acids. The transcript is spliced from 3 exons. Lineage: Eukaryota; Viridiplantae; Streptophyta; Magnoliopsida; Asparagales; Asparagaceae.